CACACCAUGGCAGAGCAGGAACCCACACCCGAGCAGCUGGAGGCGCUUGCAGCAGCCAAUGACGAGCCGGAAAACCCUCUCAACUACAAACCCCCCGCCGCGAAGAGCCUACAGGAGAUCCAUGAGCUGGACCAGGACGACGAGAGCCUGCGCAAGUACAAGGAGACCCUGCUGGGCAACGUGGCCUGUGUGGCAGACCCCACGGCCCCCAACGUGCAGGUGAUAGGGAUGACUCUGAAGUGUGAAACGGCCCCUCACCCUCUGGUGCUCGACCUGACGGGAGACCUGACUAAAUUCAAGAAGAGCCCAUUUGUUCUGAAGGAAGGGGUGGAAUAUAGAAUACAGAUCAACUUCAAGGUCAACAAGGAUAUUGUGUCCGGCAUGAAGUACACUCAGCAGUCAUUCCGGGGAGGAAUUAAGGUUGAGAAGUCUGACUACAUGGUGGGCAGCUAUGGCCCGAGACCCUCUGAGGAGUACACGUACGUCACCCCCAUGGAGGACGCCCCCAAAGGGAUGAUCGCCCGCGGCACAUACACCAUCAAGUCCAAGUUCACCGACGACGACAAGCACGACCACCUCUCCUGGGAGUGGUGCAUCGCGAUCAAGAAAGACUGGACCGAAUGAUUCGCCAUCCACGUCUUCCUCCGCUUGGUCCCUCUUUCCUUUCUUGCUGUCAUUCCAUUUUAUCUGUCUGUUACGUGUUGAUUUGAGAUGUCGCUCUCUCCGUCCAUCGACAUCCCCCCCCCCCCCACCUGUCUGCUAAACUAUACAAGUGGAGAAAGCAAACGAUGUGCACGAUCCAGAUUUCUCAGUUUGUUUAUAAAAGAAAAAAUUAAGUAAAAAAAGAUAGUCUUGUUAACUGCUGAAAGUGACCCCCCCCCCCUGUACCCUCUCUUUCAUUCUUAUCUACGACCAGAUUGUUUUUUUUCUACGAAUACCGUGAUCUGCCUUGAAUAGCAUCGUACAGGAAGCAGUAGAGCUGUAUUUGAGAAGCUGGAAACCACUCUUGGACCUCCUAAAGCCUCUGAGCAGAUUAUUCAUAUCAGGGUCCCACUAAAUUAUUUGGGAUUCAGGCCACCUCUUUUUCAAAUGAUUUAGUCUGAAACUAAUUGACCUCUGAGCCGCUGUGACCCUCGCUGUAGGUCUUCCUCUCCUGAUCAGGGUAUAUUGUCAGUUCUUUUUAGCAGCCAUGUGGCCUUAACAUAACCCAUUGGAAGAAAUAGACUACCUAAAUGAGCCAUUUGCCUUCUGAUAUAUACAUAAUGUGACAUAAUGUGAUACAUCCUAACGCCACAUGGACAGGGAAUUUAGCAACUUUUAAUUCAGGUAUGACGAUUUGUAAAAAGCCAUUGUGUUGGCGUCCAUCAUGUUAGCUUGAUUUACAAACAUCCUUUUCUUGACAGUGUUGAAUUAACUUUUUUUUUUCGAUCAUUGACAACAGCUGUAAGGAUGAGUCCAGGUUGUACUAAUGGCUUUUUGUCACCCAGUGUCCUUUUCUAGUCCCGUAGGCCAUAUUUUUCCAACAUGUCCAAGGACUGUAAAACCACUCAUCCUGUAUUACUCGAGUUUAAAAUGACCACCGCUGACUGUGCCUCUUUUACAACCACAUGCUGCUCCUGCUGACGACGGCACUCUGUGCUCGACAUCAGGGAGGUGCUAAACGCUGUCUUUAAUUGACUUCUGAACCAGUGUAGAGACAUCAGUCCCCAACCAGACAUAUAUAAAGUGUUAUUCCUUUUUUUUAUACACUCCAGAAGUAUGGAAAUGAAGUCUGUAUCCACUGCUUCGUUAGGCGCUUGUGUCACAGACUGAUGUUUGUCUCUGUAGGUUGGGUUUUACUCAAUGUGUGAUUCUUGUAUUACCUACAGUUUACUGAUAUCCUGUGUUCACAUUAAAGUGUUCAGACUGGG
Gymnodraco acuticeps is the source of this 1910-nucleotide messenger RNA. Its product is annotated as rho GDP-dissociation inhibitor 1-like. The record is from RefSeq and is a predicted model, not a curated record. Lineage: Eukaryota; Metazoa; Chordata; Actinopteri; Perciformes; Bathydraconidae. Gene Ontology annotation, cellular component: membrane; cytosol; cytoplasm. Gene Ontology annotation, biological process: Rho protein signal transduction. Gene Ontology annotation, molecular function: Rho GDP-dissociation inhibitor activity; protein binding.